AUGAGUUCUCCAUACUUCAGAAGUUACUUGACCGUGCCUUCUUCUUCUUCUUCUUCCCACUCGCGACCAAGCGUAAAGGGAAUACCAGUGGCCACGCCAAAAACGAAGGCAUCUCCCAAGGUGGUUUCGAUUCCAGUUCAUUUUGUCGGGUCUAAGCGAAGUAGAUCCGACUCCGCUCUUAAGAUCCAGAAGGUUCUGAGAGGGUUCCUGGCGAGGAAGAAUUUGAAGAAGAUUGCCGCUAUAAGCAAUGAGGUCCACCAAAUCGAGAGUAGGAUUUCGGAUCAAGAGACGAUCGAUUUGAUUAGGAGGGAUUCCAGAGAGCGGUUGAGGAUUAGCGAGACUGUCAUGAAUUUGCUCCUCAGGUUGGACUCUGUUACGAGCGUCGACUUCGGUGUCAGAGGUUGCAGGAAGUCAGUCAUCAAGAAAGCCAUUGCAUUGCAAGAGAGGUUGGAUCUAAUCGCUUCCGCUCCUGAUUAUCAUGCUCAAGAUCAAGGUGGAGUCGAGCCUGAGGCAGAUACAAAUGUUGUAUCACAGGAGAUGAACUCGGAUUCGCAUGAUGAAGCAGGGGAUUGCGAUCGUUCAGAACAAAUUUCCGAGAUUCAAUCCCUGGUGGAGCAAUGCCAUGACGAAAUGGCCGUUGAUCGUUCGGAGCUGCGUGAAAAUGUGGAAGCGAUGCCUGUUUCUCUUCCACCAGAUUCUGAGGUUGUAUCAGGAAAUCCAGAAGAGGAAGUUUCAACACUUGCCGUUAACCCUCCUCUAGAACAUGAGACGAUAACGAAUGGAUUGAAGGAGACUUCCAACGAUCAUUUCUUGCCCGAUGACCAUGUGGAAACAAAUCUCGCCGGCGAACAGUCCGGGACUUGCGCAACUACUGGACCAUCUUCGAUUGAAGAAGAUAGGGAAAUAAAUUCAUUGCCAGAUAAUGAGGGGAGAGAUAUGGUUGCAACUGAAUCUGAAGACGCAGCAAGAGAUGGCGGGAGAAAAGAAGAACAAAAUGGGGACAGGGAGCUAUUAGAAAGGAUGAUUGAGGACAACGAGAGGAUGAUGGGGCUGAUGGCAGAGCUGUUCGAGAGGAAUGAAAUUCAAACGAGACUGAUUAGUUCUUUGUCCGAGAGAGUUAAGCAUUUAGAGAAAGCAUUUGCAUGUGAGAAGUUGAGGAAGAAGAAGAAAAGGAAUGCUGCUACAACUGCUGAUGGAUCUGAGAAAUUGCCAGAUACCAAGAAAUGUGAUAAGAAACACUGA
This is a messenger RNA of Prosopis cineraria, 1242 nucleotides long. RefSeq names its product BAG family molecular chaperone regulator 6-like. Gene Ontology annotation, molecular function: protein-folding chaperone binding. Lineage: Eukaryota; Viridiplantae; Streptophyta; Magnoliopsida; Fabales; Fabaceae. The transcript has a single exon. Bases 1 to 1242 code for a protein of 413 amino acids. Gene Ontology annotation, cellular component: plasmodesma. Gene Ontology annotation, biological process: protein folding. The record is from RefSeq and is a predicted model, not a curated record.